Molecule: messenger RNA, 1608 nt
Organism: Tetrahymena thermophila SB210
Lineage: Eukaryota; Ciliophora; Oligohymenophorea; Hymenostomatida; Tetrahymenidae
Product: kinase domain protein
Exons: 18
Biological process (GO): activation of GTPase activity; nucleocytoplasmic transport
Cellular component (GO): nucleus; cytosol; perinuclear region of cytoplasm
Molecular function (GO): GTPase activator activity; small GTPase binding
Source: RefSeq, a predicted model, not a curated record
AUGAUAUAACAAAGAUAGCAAUAUUACAAAACUCUUUAGGAAUUUCUAAGCUCCUCAUAAUAUGAUUGCACUUUCCUAAAAAUUAAUCUAUAACAACCUUCAUUAGAUUAAUAAGAAGGAUCCAAUUUAGGUGAAGGAAUACAAAAAUAUACUAAUCUUUAAAGAGCCGUGUUUAAUUUAUAAGAAAGAUAUAUUGGUGAUGAAGGUAUUUCACUUUUUGCUUCUGGAUUAGCAACAUGUGCUAGUAUUUAAAUAUUAACUCUGAAUUUAGUAUACAAUAACAUUAGCAAUUUAGGUUCCACAAAUUUAGGCUCUGCAUUAUCUAAAUUGGUCAAUCUUUCAAAUCUUUUAUUAAUGUUAGAUUAAAAUGAAAUCAGCGAUUAAGGUAUAUCAUGUUUAGCCCAAAGAUUAGGAGAGUGUACAAAUCUAUCAAAUUUGAGAUUGUAUUUAAUGGAUAAUUAAAUUGGGGAUUAGGGUUUAUCGUGCUUAGGAAAUAAUUUAGCUAAAUGCCAAAAGCUCACUAUUUUGAAAGUUUUUUUAUAGUACAAUAAAAUUAGUUCUCAUGGCAUAUCAAGCAUGGUUUCAGGAUUAGCUAAACUUAAUUAAAUUUCAACUUUAAAACUUGAUUUUAAUAGAGUGUUAUUUGAUGAUUAAGGUUUACAAGAUUUAGCCUAAGAAUUAUCCAAAUGCACUAACCUCUCUACUUUGAAGCUCUUAUUUGGUUGGGCUUAAAUUCGUUGUAAAGGGGUAUCAUGCUUAAUUGAAGGAUUAUCAAGAUGCAAUAAACUCAAUUCUUUGACUCUAGGUUUAGAAUGCAAUAAAAUUGGGGAUUAGGAUACAUCUAGCUUACUCUUUGGAUUAAUUUAGAACAUUAAUCUUUAAGUCUUAGAUUUAAAUUUAGUUCACAAUAAAAUUGGUGAUGAUAGAAUAUAAUAGCUAAGUUCUGAAUUAGCAAGUUGCGCUAAUCUCUCAACUUUGAUUCUUAAUUUAAAUGGAAAUGAAAUUAGUAGCAAAGGAGUAUCAGACUUAGGUAUAGAUUUAUCUAGAUGUAACAGUCUCUAAUGCUUGAGUAUCGAGUUAUGUGAAAAUUUAAUUAAUGGAUAGGGUUUAUUGAAUUUAGUAAUUGGAUUACAAAAAUGUUCUCAACUCUCAAACUUAUCAUUUGAUUUUUCAUAAAAUUAAAUUAGUGAUCUAAGUGGAUAAGAUUUUGGUUAAGCUUUGGCAUAGUGUAGAAAUCUCUCAACUUUGAAGCUUACAUUAGAUAAAACUAAUAUUAGUCAUCUCAGUGCAUAAGAAUUAGGAUUUGGAUUAGCAAAAUGCUCUAAGCUCUCUUUUUUAACACUUUAUUUAUGUAGCAAUACAAUUGGCGAAUAAGGCUUCAAAGAUUUAAUUUCAAAAUUAACAAAAUCAACUAGCAUUCUAAUUUUGAAGCUUUUUUUAUGGGAAUUAUAUAUAAAAAAAGCUUAUUUUUAAAAGUUAAACCUUUAAAUCCAUAAAAUGAAAAGACUAGUUCAAUUCAAUCUUAUUAAUAGUUUUUCAAAUUAUUUUUAAACAUAAGAUAGUGAUGAAGAAGAUAUUAAAUUAGAAGAAAAUGAAAGUGAAUUUUGA